UUAUUUCCGAAUGUGGAAAGUCAGAUUAAAAUUAUAAAAAAAUCAAAAUGUUGAAAAAACAAAGUGGAAUAUUAUAAACUAAAAUAAAUCCCACCAAUCCAAGUCGCCCGCAAUAAAUAUAAUACAACAACAAAACUGGUUAGUCGUCAAAACAACAACACUUGAACUAAAAAAUUAAAAAAAAAAUCAACAUUUAUUGUUACCGUAUUGUUUUAUAUGAAAAUAUUUCACUUGAAUUUUAAAAAAAAAUAUAACUGCAAAACAUGUGGCAACCCUCAUCUCUACCUUCCAUAAACAACAAAAGUUCUCUUCCACCGGCAAAUAAUGCAUUAUAUGCAACAACUCCACCUUUGGCCGCACCUCUAAUCACAGCGCCACCUAUUGGCCCGGUGGAUAGUCAUGAAGUGAAAAUUCCUCUCAACAAAUUUCAAGUGAAUGAUUUAUCCGCGUCCUCGGCAAGUUUUGGUGUCACAAAUUCAGCUGAGGCGGCUGUAGCAGCAGCCGCUGCUAUGUAUUAUAACGCCGCUGCGGCAGCCACCACCGUUACCACAAACAAUUUAUUUCCAAAUCCUUUGCCUCCUCUUAGUUUUAUGGCCCAUUUACAACACUACAUGAGAACACGAAGGCCUCACACGGGAGUGGAGAGAGAAGAGGUGCUCAAGCAAACAAACAUUGGCAGAGCUUUUGCACCACCAACAACAGCAACAGCUACACAGCUAGUCGCAUGUGAGGAGGAGAUCACCAAUGACACCAGUGUCGCCACAACAGCAACACCAAACAAUGGCCACUUGUUGCUGGCUCCAUCGACGGCAGGACUAACCACAAAUAUGCUGAUGACAUCAGCAACGCAACCACAACAUGUGACCCCAACCCCGGGUCCAUUGGUUGGUGGCGGUGGUGGUGGCGCCUUGGAUAUGUUGCCAUUGGAUAUUUUAACCGAUACAUUUUUGCGUUUAAAUGCCUUACAUUUAAGCCAUAUGGCAGGAGGAGUGACAGUGACACCAACGGCCAGCGCAUUUCCUCCACCCCCACCCCUGGAUUCCAUAAAUACCACAACUAUGGCGGCCGCCGCCGCAGUGGCAGCAGCGGCAACAAGUAAAAGAUAUAAUCAUAUACCAGGCACGACGUCGGCGACGGCAGCAGCAGCUGCGGCUGCCAUGUUGGCAUUGCCUCUAAAUUUAACACCGCCAUCACCAACAACACUUCCGCCGCCUUCGCCACAUCAUGCUUAUUUUCAACUGGAACAUCAUCGCCAACACCAGAACCAGAACCAUCACCAGCUCCAUCACCACCUGAAGACAUUAAACACAAAUUCCCCGGCAAUAAAAUUAACUACCUCAAAAAAACCAGGCGAGUCAUAUCGAAAUAAUGGCAAUGCCAUUGCCGAUGAUGAUGAAGAUGAUGAUGAUGAAGUUCAGAAUUAUACAACCAAGUCAUUGCCGCCAAGAUCAUCUGCGUUUCCCUCGUUGCCGGUUAAGACGGCAAUAAAAACCUCUCAACCAGGAGUUUCCAAUUUAUUUCGAGCAGCAGAAUUACAUGAUUCUUCAAACUUCAUCUCCACCACUUCCUCCUCAACAAACUGUGAUCUUCAACGGGCUUUACGCAAACGCACCAGGGAGAGGGAACGCGAGCGGGAACAAUACAAACGGAUUAAAACAAGCACUCAUCAUCAACAGCAGCAGCAGCAGAAACACGAACCCCACCACCACCACCACCAUCUUCAAAAUCUCCGACCUCCAUACCUGCCAAAUGACGUUAGCAAUCAGGAAACCAACAGUCAUCGGCUGGACAGCCGGAGCACCCAUCAACAGGAGGCUGAUGAAGAGGAGGUGGAGGGCGAGGGGUCUUUAUUGCCGCCACCCAAAAAGAAAUGGAUACGUCAUUAUUUGAAUGAAGAUGAAAAUAAUGGCUCCAAUGCAACCUCCUUCAUGCUAGUCAGCAAUCCUGAAGAAGCACAAAAACAACAACAACAACAACAUCAAGAACAAGAAGAAAUGUUAAUAGAUAUUGAGUGUGAUGAUGAAGAUGAGCAACAACAACAACAACAACAACAACAACAACCGCAACAACGGAAUCGAACUAUUUCGAAUUCCCGAAAUUCUGCCAUUUUAUCAACUGUCGCCAAAUUCACUCUAAUCGAUAGUAAUGGCGAGAUCUUUGGCAAUGCUACCGCCCGGCAACCCAUGUUGCUUACGAAUACCGCAUCCACCACCCCCUCUGGUGGUGGCAUACGAAUUGUCCCGCAGCCGGGCUUAAAUACCAAGACCAUUAGUAUUCCCCUAAAUGGCAAACAAAUACCCAUAGUGGCCGCCAUGUCAUACCCAUUGACCCAAACGCAGCAGGCCUUGAACAAUGCCAGCAACAAUAGCGGUGGUGGUGUCGGCGCGGGGUCCAUUGUGCCACGUCACAAACAAUUCACCCCCCUAACACCACCGCCAACGUCCAGUAGAAAAUUUGUUGAGCCCCUACAAUCUCGUAUACGCAGUCACUCAAUGUCCUCCCAUAAAUUUUCAGCCCACCACCACCAUCAUCAUCAGCACCACCAUGGAGGAAACAGCAGCAGCAACGGGGGAGGCAAUAGCAUGAUGGUCGAUGACAUACCACCGACGCAACAACAUCCCAGCAGUUUUGCACUGACAUCGAAUUCACCGCCCCGACAGGGUGGUGGCGGCAGUCAUUACAUGCACAUGAUGACCGGUGCAUUGGGAUCCCAGCAGGCAGGAUCUGCAGGUGGAAAUGGGCAUGUUACGCCUAGAAGGCGUACCAUAAGUUCCACAAGUAAUGGGGCCGGUACCCGUGAAGUCCACAAUAAACUAGAGAAAAAUCGUCGUGCCCACUUAAAAGAAUGCUAUGAACAGCUGAAAAGUCAACUAUCGCUAAAGGAUGAAGAUCGUCGAAAAACCUCGAAUUUAGCCAUUCUGGGUGAAGCUUUAAAAUGUGUUGAGACUUUCAAAAAACAAAAUCAAGAAUUGGAAGCGGAAAGGGAACAUCUGGCAAAUGAUAAAAUCAAUUUGCAAAAACGUAUUGUUACUUUAAAACGUGAACUUGGUCCAAAGUAUGAACAAAUAUUCUCGGGUAUAUUUUCCGAUAUCGAAGUUGGUAGCAUUCCAAGUGAGAGAGAUACCAUUAAUGAUACACAUUCGCUCUCAUCUAGCCGUGGCAGUACAUUGUAUAGCUCAUCCAGUUCGCUGUCCAGUGGUGGCAGUAAUGGUAGCAACAGUAACGGCAGCAGCAAUGCAAUGUCAUCACCAGUUGGCGCUGGUUUGCAAACUGCUAUGCCAACCGCAAUAUCGCCUGUGAUAACUAAAAUCAACUCGAGCAACUCCACCAACAACAACAGCAACAACAAUUCAACAUCAUCACCCAUUACCAUUAACAGCAACCAUGUGGUGUUGCAGCAGCAGCAGCAGCAGCAGCGCAAGCAUCCAAUUACAACAACAAUCCAAGCUGUGGCCAUACCAACUCAGGUCCUUGCUGCUGGCAGUGGCAGUGGAGCAGCCAAUACUACUGCUGCUUCUGGUAGCCCCCCAAUUGGCAGUCCCAAUGCCUUGCUAACCUUUGGCCUGGCCAAUGGCGCCAGCAGCAGCAGUGUGCCCCUAUCAUUGACGGCCAAAAAUAUCUCGGCCACGGCCAUAACACGUGGCUCGCCAACACCCUCAACUCCCUCACCGUCACCGUCCUCAUCGAGUGGCGUCUCAUCGUCGUCAUCACUGAUCUCGUCAUCGCCCCCCAUAAAUGGGGUGAUCAACAAUAAUGGUCGCAAUGUGACCGUUAACAUUCCUAAUGGCUUGAAAUUGCAAGCAGCAGCAGCCAAUGGUGGUCUUGGUGGAGUUGGCACGGUGACUGCCCAUGCCAUAGCUGGAACAAUUGGCAAUGGCGCCGCUUCGGCUGCCGCCACAAUUAUCGCAACAUCAGCACCCGCACAAGGAGUUACCAACACCAAUAAUGCCGCGUCCUUUGCAGCAGUUCCAUCGGCCAGCCAAAUGACCCUCAACCAUGGCCAACAAGCAGCGGCAUUCUCGUCAUCAUCACAACCUCCUAAACUACAAUAUAAUGGCUGUGGCGGUGGUGCUGGUGGUGGUAGUCGCAAGAAAAACAACAACAACAACAACAACAACAACUCCCACAAUAUUAUGAGGGACAACAACAACAUCGCAAUGGCCAACAAACAUCAACAGCAACAACAGCAUUCAUCGCCCGCAGAAGAUGGUGAACAACCAGCGGCCAAAUUUUUAAAAGUAUUAAACACCACAUCACUUUUGUCCUCCAGUGCUGGGAGUGGUGGUAGUAGUGGUGGUACAAUGGGUCUUGGAGGUGGUAUUGUUGGUGGUAUUAGUAGUAUUAACGCUCUGCAUGAAAACCUUACAACCAAUGUCCUUGUCAAUGGCCAGAAAAUGAUACUGACCAAUGGCGGCAGUAGUUUAAUGGCAAACGGUGCGGCUCACAACAGUGCCAAAUUGAACCUGACAAAUGGCAAAUUAUUCAAUAAUGGCAUUUCACUAAACUCCCCAUGCGCCACUUCGUCCGCGGUGGCAGCCAAUGAAUUGUGUCGCCUGCCAGGUGGUGCCGAAUUGAAUAUCUUGAACAACAACAACAACAACAGCAACACCUCCAACAACACAACAUUGGCAACCGCAUUUUAUCAUGCCAAUGGGAAAAUCACCGUCCUAAAUGGUGGUGGUCUACCGGUAUCAUCAUCGUCAUCUUCAUCACUAACAUCCUCGCUUGUAGCGCCUCCAAUCUCAACAACAUUCAAUGGCCAAACCACCGUCACCAAUGGAAUUUUACUUAAAGAUGCCUCAAGUGUCACCCCAUUACUCCUGACAGCUGGAGUUCCAACCAGUGCAACAACAACAACAUCAUCAUCAUCAAAUGCUGCAAAUGGUUUGCAUUUUAAUGGCAAUUUUGCCCAACUACUGGCAGCAGCUGCCAAUUCGAACAACAAUAAUCAUCACCAUCUCUCAGGAGCAGCAGGAGGAACAGCAGCAAUAGCUGGAGCAACAAGUAAUGGUGUCAAUUUAUCCUCAUCGGAGAAAUCCAAUACAAAAAAUAAUUCUAAGCCUUCACAUGUUGCUGCUUGGCGCACAGAGGCUGCAGCUACCACAAACUGAAUUCCACACCAUUUAAACUACAUGUACUACAUCUAAAAUGAAAAUGGACUACUGGCAAAUGGUUGUAAUAAUGGAAACCUAUUCUACACACCUCACUCUCUCUUUUUUAACCUAAGAAACAAAACUACAAGAACUUUAUCCAGGGUGAAAAUGAAGAGUUUUGAGUCAUCAUCAUCAUCAGCGUCGUCGAAUAGCUGCUAAUAUCUUCUACUAUUAGGUACUACUAUAAAGAAAGAAAGAAUGAAGAAUAUUAACAAGAACAACAACAAAUGAAAAUGCUCCCACCUUUUGUCAAACAUGACAUGUGACAACAAAGAAACAAACAAAAACACACCAUACAUAACAAAAACACAACCUCAAAAGAACAACCUAAUCUAAUAAUAAAACAAAUAGUAAUGCUACAACAAAAAGAGGUAGAAAAUAACAAAUAAAACAACAUCAAUCAAGUUCUAAUAACAGCAAUUUAGGGAUCCUGAUUCUUAAAGGAUUUUAAACAGCAGGUUUUCAUGCAUUCAUUCAUUCAGUCAUCUACUACUACUUAUCACACAACAUUAACAUAAUAUCUACAAAAAUCCAUACCAGAGAGAAAACAAAUCAAAAUGAAACAAAAGAGAAAUAUCCUUUUUUUAAUAUUCAUCCAUCAAUCACACUUAUAUAAAACAGCAUGUUUUUUUUUUAAUUCGCAACGAGUAACCAUUUUUUUUUUUGUUUUCUGUAAAGAUAUGAAAGUAACAAAAUUAAAAGCGCUACAAUUUCAAAUUAUGUAGAGAAAGAGAGAAAAUAUAUUUACCACAUAUUUAUAAUAAUAGAGAAAACAACAACAACAACAACAACAAAAAGGAAAGAAACGCAAAAAAAAAAAACAAACAGAUCCGCCCAUCAUCAUAUUAUUAUUAUAGAAGAGAUAUAGAGAAAACAUCGAUUUCCGUUUUUAAACAAACUAAACAGAAACUAAUCACUAGAAUAAAACACAACAAUGUUAGAGAAAGUAUUGUAUUGUUUUUGUAAUCCGGAAUUGUCCAUACCAAGGUCUAUUUUAUAAGGCCACACAGAUGGCGGAAUUCAGACUCGAAUUUUGUUCUUGCUGUCAGAAGUAUUUUGGCGAGGAAACGAUCCAAAAGAAAAACAGUUACACAGUAAGACCACCAUCUGACUAGCAAUUUUGCUGUCCAAAUAUGUUUUUGUGAUGAGAUUUCAAAAUGAACCUCAAAAAAUGUUGGACCCUAAAAAAAUAUUCUUUGUGAAAAAGAAUUGAAAACAAUUAUAAUUUUUGUUGAUUUCGAGGCCGCAAAAAAAAGUUGUUAUUCUUUUUAUUAAUUUUCCUGGGUGAAAAUGUAUCAGAAAAUAAAUUAUUUUGAAGUGUUAAUAAUUCACCACCUGUGUAACCUGUUCAUAGACCUUGGUCCAUAUACCGUAUAAAUAUCAUUUUCAAAUGUAAUGCUUAAAAUAUUGUUUUUACAACCUACACCACAUAAUGGUAAGGGUAUUAUUUAUUCUUGUGAACAAAACGAAGGUCGCAUUUAUUAUCCGAUUGAGAUGAAAUUUUCCAAACAACGUUUGUUUGUCCCAAAGACGAACCCUAUUGGAGUUGUUGAUAAUCGGAUAAUAUUUAGAUAUAGCUCCCAUAUAUAUCUUCAACCGAUUUUGGGUUAAUUGUGCAUCAAAUGGCCAAUAUCUGUCCGAAAGUCCUGAAUGUUGGCUCACCACAUAGUGGUAAGGGUAUUAUAUCUUUGUGCAAUUGUUUAUAACAUAGAGAAGGAAGCGAGAUAGACCCUUAGUUACUUUUGUGGAUCUUCAUAAAAUCACUCUCUGAGUCGAUUUAUGUAUGUCAGUCCGCCUGUCCAUCCAUGUGUUCUUGUGAACAAAAUGUAGGUCGCAUUUGUUUGGCCCAAAGACGAUCCCUAUUGAAAUUGGUGAUAAUCGGAUAAUAUUUAGAUAUAGCUCCCAUAUAUAUCUUCAAUCGAUUUUGGGUUAAUUGUGCAACAAAUGGCAAAUAUCUUUCCGAAAGUCCCGAAUUUUGGCACAUCGCAACGAAUUCUGUCUAGAAGAAAGUACAUCAAAUUUGGUGAAAAUAGGUACAGAUAUAACUAUGCCCCCCAUAUAUAUAUUUCAUCCGAUUUGGUGUUUAAAUCCCUCACAUUCGUAGUAUGCAUUCGACAACAAUGAUAUUCGGUACCAGAUAUCUUAUAGAGCUCGGAAAUACCUUUGGCAAAUUUUAUCUGUUCAGAUUUGGAUAUAGCUCCCAUAUAUAUCUUCAACCGAUUUCGGGUUAAUUCAGUCCAAAUGAUCGGAAUUUUGGCACAUCGCACCGAAUUCUGUCUAGAAGAAAGUACAUAAAAUUUGGUGAAAAUAGGUUCAAAUAUAGCUAUAGCUCCCAUAUAUCGGUUUCAUCCAAUUUGGGGUUUUAAGUUCCUCACAUGCGUAAUAUGCAUUCGACAACAAUGAUUUUUGGUACCAGAUAUCUUAUGGAGCUUGGAAAUACCUUUGCCAAAUUUUAUCAAGAUCGCUUCAGAUUUGGAUAUAGCUCCCAUAUAUAUCUUCAACCGAUUUUUUGGUUAAUUGUGCACCAAAUGGCCAAUAUCAGUCCAAAUGAUCUGAAUUUUGGCACAUCGCACUAAUUCUGUCUAAAUUUGGUGAAAUUCGGUUCAGAUAUAGCUAUAGCUCCCAUGUAUCGGUUUCAUCCAAUUUGGGGUUUUAAGUUCCUCACAUGCGUAAUAUGCAUUUGACAACAAUGUAUUUGGUACCAGAUAUCUUAUAGAGCUCGGAAAUACCUUUGGCAAUUUUUAUCUGUUCAGAUUUGGAUAUAGCGCCCUUUUAUAUAUCCUUAAUACGAUUUCAGGUCUAUUGUGUAAAUAACAGCUAAUAUAACCUAAAUGGAUCUAAUUUUCACUUUUCCGACGUAUUUCGGCCAUAAGCAAAGAGGUGUUGGGUAUCAUAUAGUCGGCCCCGCCCGCCUUUGGACCUUUCCUUACUGGUUUUAAUUUGUUCAAAUAUAGAGAACAAAUUAUUUGUAAUCGCCUUUAACCACUUUAGUCUGGGGGAUAACUGAAAAAUGCCUGUUUCGGAAGAUGGAAAACAAAUUAUACAGAAUUUGCUUCCCCAUAAGCCUAUAUCUAACACCGAAAAGAGUGGGGCUGAGUAAUUGAUAUCGUCAUCACCUCAAUUCGAACUCAUGACCCUUAUGUUACAAUGACCUGUGAUUAAACCCACCCCAAGUUUUAGGUCUGAUUUUGCAAUGAAUAUGAACGACUUGGAUCUUUUCUCAGAGAGCACCUGACAAAUUUUCUUAGAAUAAUGUUUAUGUGUCGCUCGAAAGAAGUGGCACAAGGGUGCUUUCACUGAGUUCUCGAUCUCCUAAUCGAUUGACUCGGAUCCACGUCCUGCCAAUUCAGUUGAUUUCCUCACGCCAUUAAAAUUUUAAUAAAUUUGGUCCUUUUCAUUUUAUUUUCUAUCCUCAUCAAAGUGAUCCCAGAAAGUCCUAUUCCCAGAAGUGGGGUUAUGGCAAGGGAUUAUUUUAAGAAAGGUUUUGACCCUAAAGCAGUUGAAAAUCUGGGCCUUUUAUGAAAAUUAGAAUAGCAGCGCUGUAAAGAGUUUAAUCACAAUUCCAAUUUUGAACUAGUAGGACUUACCAUGGUAUAAAUUUUGGGCAUUUUGGGUUUUCGAGAAGGUUUUUUUUUAAUCUUCUAUUUGUCUUGCAAAGCGAAGGUAGUCUUCUUGGCCGACCAUAUGUUGGUCUUGUAUAAAUCCAUUGUACAUGCACAAAUCAAAGAAGGGGAUCCCUUUUCUAGACAUUGAAACUUGAAAUAUUUCGAAUAUUUGAAAAGCAUUAAAAAAAUGCAAUUACAUUUGAAAAUGAUAUAAUUUCCGAAAUUUGAAAAAGUUUUAAAUACCACCCAUCAAACACACAAACAUUUAUUACCAUUUCUCCAUUCAUCCAUCACACAUGCCAUGAAGUUUUCCCCAAAAAUAUCACCUCAACCUUCAAGAGUUUCCGUUUUUGGCAUAUCCCUAUUCUUUUUUUUUAUAAACAAACAAUAUCAUAUGGAAAUAUAAAAAUAAGAAUUGUUAUGUUUUCAUUUUCAAAUAAAAUUUGGUUUCAAUUAAAGAAAAAAAAAAAAACAAAACGAAUGGAAAAUAAUUCGGAUACUAUAACAAAAACACAAAAAAAAAAAAUAAAAACAAAAUGAAAACAUGUUGUUUUUCAACGCUGUUUUGUAACAGAAACCACCAAAAAAAGGCAACGCUUUAUAAGAAAAAAAUAAUACUAAACAAAAAAAAAUAAAUUAAAAACAAUACAACCACAACAAUAUUAAAUGUUUAAAGAAUUAUAGAAAUAAUAAAGAAAAUAUAGUUUUUAUUACAACAAAUAAACAAAAACCCUACAAAUUAAGAAAUAAUUAAAACAAAACUACAAAAAAAAAAAAAUAGUCACCUCCCCCCGUAAUGAUCCUCCCCUACUCCUCUCUUUCUCACAUGAACAAGAAGCAAAACGAAUAACAUCACCAUCAUCACCACAAUGACUACAUGCAAAGAAAGAAGAAGCCAACCUAACUCCCUCCCGUUUUUAAAUUUUAAUUUUGAUUUUUAAAUUUUAAUUAUUAUUUGUUUUAGUAAAACCAAAAACACACACACUACCACAAUAUACUAAUUGUUAAUCUACCAUAUCUAAAUCUAUAUUCAUACUGUAAUGAUUUGAAAAAUGUAGCUUUAGAAAAUGACGAAGAAGAUAUUUAUAUUGAGAAAAUAUGGUUGAGUAUCCAGUCUCUUGAAAAGUGUAAACAAAUAUUUCUAUACUAAAACUUGGCUGGUUCCUUUAUUUUUUAAGAAAAUGUUUGAAAUCGUCAUUUUUUAGAUUAGAAAAAAAAAGAAAAUUAGAAAAAUUUUCCCUUUUAUGGAAAUUGAAAUAGAAUUUUUAGUACUUUGGAAGGUUUUAAGAGAUUAAUUCCAAUUAUAAAUUUUUACAAUAUCGAACAACCUUAAGAAGUUGUAGUAAAUUAAGAGGAUUAAAUAAUUUCUUAGGCCAUUAAAAUGGUGUUAAAUGUGACCAUAACCCCAUUUCAGGAAUUGAGACUUUCUUUUGAUGACAAAUUGAAAUCAAAUAAAAAGACUUUAAUUUCUCAACAAAAGGAGGUCUUACUUCCAGAAGUGAGUUAUUUUUUAAAAGAAAACAAUUACAAAUACCUCAAAACAUAAAUUGCAACUUUGACAAAAUAUUACCUCAGGCUAUUAAAAUGUCAUUAAAUGCGGUCCUUUUCAUUAGAUUUUCAAAUCUCAUCAAAGUGAUUUCAGAAAGUUUCAUUUCCAGAAGUGGGGUUAUGUUAAGGGAUUAUUUUUUUAAUAAAAGGAAGAUUAUCUCCGUUUAGCAGUUGAAAAUUUAUGCCUCUUAUGAAUAUUUAAGAAUAAUACCACAAAAUGUGAUUUAAGAGAUUAACCCCAAUUCCAAUUUUGACUAAAUUUAACAAAAUAUGUUGCAAUGAAGUAGAAUGAUUUUAAAUUUUAAAAUAGUUCCUUGGGCCAUUCUAAUGGUAUUAAUUUUUCGCAAUUUUCAUUCGACUUUAAAUCGGGAAUGAUUUGGCAGAAUAACACAAUCCUCUAUUUAUACUCUACACCACAUUGUGGCACAGGGCAUGAUGUAAUGCAGGAGGAAACGUAAUAGAUCCAUGAAUCUUUUCAAAAUCUCCAUAGAAUCACAUUCUGAGUCGAUUUAUGAAAUGAAAUUUUUCACAAUUUUUUGUUUGGUCCUAGGACUAAUCCCCUUUGAAAUUGGUAAUAAUCGGUCCAAAUCUACAUAAAACCCUCAUAUAUAACUUGGUCCUUAUUGUGCGCCAUAUGUGUGUGCCAUAUACAUUCAAAUAGGAUGUAUUCCGGCACAUCCGACCGAGUUCAGUCUAGAAACAAGUACUUCAAAUUUGAGAAAAAUUGGAUCAGAUAUAGGUUUGGAUAUAGCAUCCAUAUAUAUCUUCAUCCGAUUUCACGGUUAUUGUGUAUCAGAUAUGUAAUAUCAGCCCAAAUUGAAUGGAAUUUUCCACAUUCAACCGAAUUUUUCAAUUUGCUGAAGCCCGGUUUCCAUAUGUUUUUAUACCCUCAGCCAUAUAGACCCUAGGUCUCUUUGGACCAAAUCUAUUUCAGGACAUUUGGAGUCGAUCUAGCGAUGUCCGUCUGUCUGUCUGGCUGAUGCGCACGAUAAAUCUCGAAGGUAGUAUCCGAUUUGGUUUAAACUUGGUACAUCGUAAUAUUAUUAUCAAACUUAAAUCGAGUUUAGAAAUGGACAAUAUUGAUCCACUAAUUCUGGUACUUCCCCUACAAAACGUCGAAAUUUUCAAAAAACAAAAAAAAAAUGUUUUACUGCACAGAACGGGAAACGAUAAUCCGAUUCUGCUGCAACUUUGCAAAUCUUAAUAUUUGCUUCAGUGCUAAGUCAGGUGCGAAAAUGGACAAUGUCGGUCAACUCCAUCAAGUACCUCCCCCACAAGGGGUCAACAUUUUCAAUAAUUAUGACUCCUAUAGAUUGUGAUGUAAGUGUUUGAUUGCCUUCAAAUUACACAUGUCGCGAUAUUUUUAAGCUAAGCUCUGGUGUGAAGAUGGAAUAUAUCGGUCCACUCCUACUGGUACCUCCCCCACAAAGGGUCAAAAUUUUGAAUAUCGUAGAAGCUCAUAAAUCGCGAAAUUAUCAUCCAAUUUCAUUAAGACUUGGUACAUCUCAAUAUUUCCAUCAACACAAGAUCUGUUAUAAAAUGAUACAGAUCGGACCAUUUCUUCUGAUACCUUCCCUACACAGGGUUUAAGAUUUUUGAAAAGCAAUACGCUCAAAGAAAGCAAAAUAAGCAUCCAACUCACUUCAAAUUUCACACAUCCAAAUAUUUUUGAUUACACAAGAUCUGUUGUGAAGAUGAUAUAUAUCUGCCAACCCCUUCUGGUACCUCACCCACAAAGGGUCACAAUUUCCAAUGCUUAUAUCUGCUGUCAUAACUUGCCAAACAAGUCGGCGAUUCUUUACAACAUUCUAUAUCUAAAUAUUUCUUUUAACCCAAAAUCUGAUACAUAAAUUUUGAACAUAACAAUUAAAUGUAAUAUGAAAAUGAAAUAAUUCGGUCCGCCAUAUCUGUUACCUUCUGCAUAUUUCCACAUUUUCCAAAAAUUCGCACAUAUCUCACAUAAAGUAUAAGAAAUAGUCGAUAUAGUCCAAAUCUGGCACAUUGUAAUAUUUAUAUCAGUGUUAGGUCAGAUACGAGUUGGCCAACUGCUUCGAAACCUCCCCCAUAAAGGGUCAACAGUUUGAAUAAUCAUAACUCAAGGCUCGUGGGGUAUACAUCUGUCGUCAAAACCGACUGAUACUAUUUUACUAGUUUUGCAUAAAAUCUUGUAAAUAAUGAUAACCCAUAACCUCACUUUUCUGCAGGAUCCAUGUAAAGAAUCUAAAUUAGAAAACAUUGGCAGACCAAGAAAGGACAGCGUUAUUAGAUUUCCUCUUCUCCUAAGUAAGAUAGCUUUGGUAGGCAAAGUAUUUGUAUGUUGUUUUUUUUAUAUCUUGAGACUGGACAAUAUAUCCGCCAUGAAUGAAUUAAGGUUUUCGUUGAAUAAAUCACUUUUUUCAAAUCAUUACAGUAUUUUUUAUAUGUGUUGAGUUGGUAGAUCAUCUAACAAUUAUAGCCUUUUAUUUCACUUGUUUUUAGGUUAUGUUAUGGAAAGCAACCACAAAAAAAAAACUACAAAAAAAUAAUCAAAACAGAAAAAUAAAUUGAAAAAAAAAUCAACAAAAAUUACAAAAGCCAAUAAAAAUAAAUAAAGAAAUAACACUAACUAUUAUUACAGUGAAACAAAAAAAAAUAUCCACAAUGUUAAGUUCUAUAUAUGUAACAAAAAGUUUAUAAAGAAAAACUACUCAAAUAAUUUCUUUUAAACUAUUUUACCCCUCUUUUAAGAAACCUCAAUUCUAUUGCUCAUUACAAAAAAAAAAAUCUAAAAAUUAAUUUCUUUUCUGGCGAAAGAAUGAUUUUCCCCAAAGUCUGACACCGAUAAAUAUCUGACCAUAAAUUAAAUUUUGUUCUAGACAACUUUUCCGUUAAAUGAUGGCUUUGGCGUAAUCAGUCCAUGGACUUUCAUAUCCUCCCCUCCAACACUUUUCUACUCCUCGAUUUUUUUCUCUCUCUCUCUUUUAAAUGUUUAUCAUUACAUGGAAAGAAAAACUCCCCCCACCACCACCACUACCACCAAUCAAAAGAAAAAAAAAAUACCCCCCCAAAUAAAUUUAUCUGUGUGUAAUAAUUUAAGCAGAAUUACAAAAAAUUAGUAACUAAAAUCGAAAGAAAGAAAAAUCAUAAAAACAAAA
Molecule: messenger RNA, 13440 nt
Organism: Musca domestica (house fly)
Lineage: Eukaryota; Metazoa; Arthropoda; Insecta; Diptera; Muscidae
Gene: Mnt
Exons: 9
Coding region: 264-5111 (1615 amino acids)
Biological process (GO): regulation of transcription by RNA polymerase II
Molecular function (GO): RNA polymerase II cis-regulatory region sequence-specific DNA binding; DNA-binding transcription factor activity, RNA polymerase II-specific; protein dimerization activity
Source: RefSeq, a predicted model, not a curated record